Molecule: messenger RNA, 2326 nt
Organism: Eptesicus fuscus (big brown bat)
Lineage: Eukaryota; Metazoa; Chordata; Mammalia; Chiroptera; Vespertilionidae
Gene: MROH6
Product: maestro heat like repeat family member 6
Exons: 14
Coding region: 1-2133 (710 amino acids)
Cellular component (GO): cytoplasm
Source: RefSeq, a predicted model, not a curated record
AUGGCUGGGGGGGUGUGGGGCCGGGCCCGGGCCCGGGGAGGCCCUGUGGGGGCCCUCACCCUGACAGCUCUGGCUGAAGGGAUCCAGGCCAACCAGGGGCAGCCCACCAGACCCCCUCCCAAGGGCCCUCCGCCCCAACCCGAGCUCGAACCUGAGGCGGAGCCUGGAAGUGUAGCCGCAGCCACCCCCACCGCUGCCCGGGAGCCCCACUCCCCUCCCCAUGGGCAGGAGCCAGCCCCCUCCGAGGGGCCCCGUCAGGCCCCCCAGAGCUCCUGGGAGCAGGGGGCCCUCUCUGACCUGGUGCUGUACAUGGCGGCCUGCCUGGAGGAGGCGGGGCUCUCAGGGACACAGGCCACGGCGCUCACUCUGUCCUCAGCCCUGGAAGCCCGGGGGCAGCGGCUGGAGGACCAGGUGCAGGCCCUGGUGCUCGGGCUGCUGGCGCAGGUGCCCAGCCUGGCCGAGGGGAGGCCCCGGCGAGCAGCCUUGCGGGUGCUGAGCUCGCUGGCCCUGGAGCACUCUCACGACGUGGUGGGCGCGCUGCUGCCCUGCUCACUGCCCCCGGACCGGGCGGCGGCCGAGCUGUGGCGCAGCCUGAGCCGGAACCAGCGUGUGAACGGGCAGGUGCUGGUGCAGCUGCUGUGGGCGCUGAAGGGCGCGGCGGGACCCCAGCAGGAGGCUCUGGCAGCCACGCGCGCCCUCGGGGAGAUGCUGUCCGUGUCCGGCUGCGUGGGCGCCACGCGGGGCUUCUACUCGCACCUGCUCCUGGCGCUGGUCACACAGCUGCACGAGCUGGCCCGGGGCCCACGCUCCCCCGACGCCCACAAGGUUUGGGCCGCCUCUGACCGCGGCCCCCCGCACAGCCAUGCCAGCUGCGCCGUGGAGGCCUUGAAGGCCCUGCUCACGGGGGACGGCGGCCGCAUGGUGGUCACGUGCAUGGAGCAGGCUGGAGGCUGGAGGCGGCUGGCAGGCGCCCACACCCACCUGGAGGGUGUCCUGCUGCUGACCAGCGCCAUGGUGGCCCACGCGGACCACCACCUGCGGGGCCUCUUCGCGGAUCUGCUGCCCCGGCUGCGCAGCGCCGAUGACACUCAGCGCCUCACGGCCAUGGCCUUCUUCACCGGGCUGUUGCAGAGCUGGCCCACCGCGCGGCUCCUGCGGGAGGAGGCCAUCCUGGAGCGGCUGCGCGCCUGGCAGAGCGACCCCGAGCCCACCGUGCGCUGGCUGGGCCUGCUGGGCCUCGGCCACCUGGCGCUGAACCGCGGGAAGGUGCGGCACCGGCGGGCGCUGCUGCCCGUGCUUCUGGGCGCCCUGGGCGAGGGCGACGCGCGACUCGUGGGCGCCGCGCUGGGCGCACUAGGGAGGGUCCUGCAGCAGCCGCGGGCGCCCGUGCGGCGCCUGAGCACCGAGCUGGGGUCCCGCCUCCCACCGCUGCUGGACGACGCCAGGGACUCGGUCCGCGCCUCGGCGGUCGGGCUCCUCGGGACGCUGGUGCGGCGGGGCCGGGGCGGGCUCCGCGUGGGGCUUCGCGGGCCCCUGCGGAAGCUGGUGCUCAGGAGCCUGGUGCCGCUGCUGCUGCGCCUGCAUGACCCCAGCCUGGAUGCCGCCGAGAGCUCCGAGUGGACACUGGUGCGCUGUGACCGGGCCCUGCGCUGGGGCCUGCUGGAGGAGAUGGUCACUGUGGCCCACUACGACUGCCCCGAGGCCCUGAGCCGCAUCUGCCACCGCCUGGUGCAGUGGUACCCGAGCCACGUGCCCAGCUUCCUGAGCCAGACCCAGGGCUACCUGAGGAGCCCACAGGACCCCCUGCGCCGGGCAGCGGCUGUGCUCAUAGGCUUCCUUGUCCAUCACAGCAGCCCCAGCCGCUUCAGCCAGGACCUGCUGGACUCCCUGUUCCAGGACCUGGGGCAGCUGCAGAGCGACCCCGAGCCGGCCGUGGUCGCCGCGGCGCAAGUAUCCUCCCAGCAGGUGGCGCUGCUGGCCCGCGCGCAGGGCAGUGGGCAGGGCCUGCGCUUCCCCCGCCUCCGCCUGCGCCUGCGCCGCGCCCGCCCCGUCCGGCCUCCGCCCGUCUACCCCGACAACCCCUUCCAACGCCGCAGCCUCGCGGGCCGGUGGGGCUGCUCCCGACCCGGCUGAGCCUGACCCCAGGCCCGUCGUCCUCCGGAGCGUCUGGGCAUCUGAGUCGGGCGCCCCACCGCUCCGUGGGCAGCCUGGGCCUGGGCCUGGGCCUGGAGGCGGGUGUCACCCCCACCCCCAAACCCACCGCAGCCCCUGCAAGGCCUGCUGCACCCAGACUCCUCGGUACGAGCUCCCCACCGUGACGGCCACG